Molecule: messenger RNA, 3287 nt
Organism: [Torrubiella] hemipterigena
Lineage: Eukaryota; Fungi; Ascomycota; Sordariomycetes; Hypocreales; Clavicipitaceae
Source: the annotation of a GenBank genome assembly
ACAACGCGUUGCUGCUUUGCUGAAACAACCUCGCGAUAUCCAAUUAACUGUGGUGGUCUAUACAGCUAUGUCCAUUACACCCUAGCUCACGUUUUAUCCAUUCUGAAAAAGAAUACUCUAAAUUCUGUCGCAAUGGCCACAGCCAAGUCGACGACGCCUCAAGGGUUUCGCGGCGUGGGGUUACUUGCUCUCGCCAACAUACUAAUACCCAUUUCAAUUGUGGUGUUUGCCAUUGGAUUCUUCCCAUACAAGCCAUUUCUUCCUGGUCUGGCUGAAUAUGAGAGCCUUGAAUUUGGACAACCCCCAGAGGCCCCAUUUGACAAGCUGAUAUUCAUGGUUGUGGAUGCGCUGCGCAGCGAUUUUGUUUAUGCCGAUGGCUCCGGGUUCCAGUAUACACAAAAUCUUAUUCGAACCGGCAACGCUAUCCCCUUCACUGCAAACGCUAGAUCACCAACGGUGACGAUGCCGAAGCUCAAGUCCAUUACUACUGGAUCUGUGCCAUCGUUUGUAGAUUUGAUUCUCAAUUUUGACGAAGCAGACACCUCUUCGACGCUUGCUGCCCAAGAUACGUGGCUAGCUCAGCUCAAGCGCAAGGAUGCUGGAAAACUCAUCCUUUACGGAGAUGACACCUGGCUUAAGCUAUUUCCAGAGACCUUUGACCGCCAUGAUGGAACAUCGAGCUUUUUUGUCUCUGACUUUACAGAAGUUGACAACAAUGUCACCCGCCAUGUCCCAGAAGAACUUGGAAAUAAAGAUUGGGGGCUCAUGGUCUUGCAUUACCUAGGACUGGAUCACAUUGGACACAAAUCAGGUCCACGAAGCUCAAACAUGAAGCCCAAGCAAGAAGAAAUGGACGGCAUCGUACAGCAAAUCUUUACCGCCAUGGAACAAAAUGAGCAUCUACAGUCCACACUUUUUGUGAUGUGCGGAGAUCAUGGUAUGAACGAUGCUGGAAACCAUGGUGCAUCGUCUCCUGGAGAAACAUCACCUGCCCUUGUCUUCAUGUCGCCCAAGUUGAAAUCAAUUGCGCCAAAGUUGGAUGCACCCGCAAGCCCCUUCAACGAGUUUGACUUCUACUCUGCAGUUGAGCAAUCGGACAUUGCUCCAACUGUUGCGGCUCUGCUUGGAUUUCCAGUGUCCAAAAACAACUUGGGCGCCUUGAUUCCCGAAUUCCUGCCCUUUUGGCCUUCGCCCCGUGACAAGAUCCAGAUCUUGAUGGGUAACGCUCGACAAAUCCUCAAUAUUGUGACUGCCGUGUUUGGACCCGAGCUCUUUUCCAACAACAACACUGAUGUUGACCCCUGCUCUCUGGGAGACUCUGAUGUCAACAAUCUAUCAUGUGCCUGGCGUAAGAUUAGCGCCGAAGCUCAAACAUUCAGCAAAGCCAACGCCAUAAGUGAAGAAUGGUUGAAAGAUGUCUCUGAUUGGAUCCGCGAGGCACAGAGCCUGAUGAGUGGCAUGGCGUCGAAUUACGACAUGCAAAAGCUUGUUAUUGGCCAAGUCUUGGCCGUCCUCGCAACCGCUGUGGUAGCAGUCAUCAUCGUCAUGAACAAAUCCACGCCUUCCGCCUUCCAAUCCACCCUACCAUUGCUCCUCACAGGAGUAUCGUACGGUGGAAUGAUGUUUGCUAGCAGCUAUGUGGAAGAAGAACAACACUUCUGGUACUGGGCUGCAACUAUAUGGAUUGCCUACCUUGGAGUCCGGUCAAUCAACACCAGAAGCGGAGGAAACUCCGGCGCCAUCUGGUAUGCUUUUGCUCUGGGAGCACUAAGACUUACCCGUGGCUGGAACCAGACUGGCCAAAAAUACGCUGGUGAACCCGAUAUUGUGAAGAGCUUUAUUGUCACGUCGCCUCAGCUGUUAUGGUCAAUGAUCAUUGCCAUAUUUCUAAUUAUAUGGCUGCGUCUGAUGGUUAAUCUGGCCGGAAUCCCGCCUACAUUGACUGUUGCAUUGACUUCAGUUCUCAUAUCCUCCUGCUUCUCCUUCAAGUUAGCUUUUACGAAGGAGGACGCACCAGAGAUUGUUACCGGCUUUGCUCAGGUUCUUCAUGAAUUCUUGGGUGGGCAGUCGCUUCUCUGGCAAGCUCGGAUAGUCUUCCUCGCCCUCACAGCUGUUGCCGUGAUUGCUAUCUAUCGUUCGCGAACCAUGAUUACGGGUCCAACAUCUACAGCCGCUAUUUUCCACGAUUUGUUGACAUUGCUAUGCAUAACCCAGUCGCGAGCAACAAACCUUCCUGUCUUCUUUCUGUUUCACACCAUCUACAAGUCACUCACUGUUAGCCAGCUCAACUCCACAGAGUUAGCCACCUCGUCCAUUCUGUUACAGUUCGCGUCUUUCUUUGCACUUGGAGGGUCAAACGCGAUUUCGUCUGUUGACCUCUCCAGUGCCUAUAACGGAAUAAGCAGCUUCAAUGUUGUCGCUGUUGGAGUCCUGACUCUUGUGAGCAACUGGGCCGGCCCUCUUUUCUGGACAUCUGCUUCAAACCUCAUCCUGAUUCGAAAAUACAAAGCCGGCGAUAAAUCAGCUUUUGUACGUCAUGCCACAUUGCUCACAGGCUUUACAACUUUAAGCAUGGCUUUCAUCAUGGCCGCAUGUACGGCUUUAAGAACUCAUAUCUUUAUUUGGACCGUAUUUUCACCGAAAUAUUUGUACUGUAUGGCAUGGAGCCUCGGACAGCAUCUACUCAUCAACCUAGGAAUCGGCAGUCUUCUGUUUUGGCUUGGCAAAAAGUAAUCGUGGCAGUGUUGGAAGACAAGAAACCCUUGAUCAACUAGAUUAUUGCAUUUUAUCUGCUUUUUAAAUAUACCAACUCGAGAAAUAAAUAAAAAUAUAUAUGUAAAACCAUACUCCUCAUUAAUACAUUGAAAGCAACCGGCCACUAGACGGCUUAGAUGGAAUCAUCGUCCAUAUCGAUGUCACCGACAGCUGCAGUAACCUCGUCCAGCGUCGUCUCUCUAUUAUCGUACUUUGCAAUAACGGUGCCAUUGCUGUCAUCAAACUCCUCCUUCAUACUAGGAUCGUCUGAUCCCAGCUUGUGCUCACUCGAUUGCCUGUCCUGUGUUGCUGAUACACUGCGCAUGGCUGGGCCGGGUUGCUGCUCGUCAAGAGAGUUGACGAUUUUGCCCAAGCUGAUAUGCAGCUUGUACAGUGAGUUGCGGCUAGUCGCGUCUGAGCAGAGGCCGUCUUCCACGGCUUGGCUCACAUCGUCGUACGUCUCGCGAAGCUUCUCCGGGGUGCAGCCUGGAGAGACGUAAAGCUUGCCGAACAGGCCAGAAAUGAGCUUCUUU